Messenger RNA from Hypomesus transpacificus, 3997 nucleotides. RefSeq names its product ADP-ribosylation factor GTPase activating protein 1 (gene arfgap1). The transcript is spliced from 13 exons. Gene Ontology annotation, molecular function: GTPase activator activity. The record is from RefSeq and is a predicted model, not a curated record. NCBI's taxonomy places the organism in Eukaryota, Metazoa, Chordata, Actinopteri, Osmeriformes, Osmeridae. Gene Ontology annotation, cellular component: Golgi membrane. Gene Ontology annotation, biological process: regulation of endocytosis; regulation of ARF protein signal transduction. Bases 196 to 1461 code for a protein of 421 amino acids.
AACGUAAGCAAACACGAAUAUGGCCAGUGGUUGAUGGUAGCAGCUAGCUUGCAUUCACAUCCAUCUUUAGUCAAUGGGUAUUAUUUAAGCUGAUAGAAAAUAGAUUAAUCUAUCAACGGACACUUUGAAUUGUUAUACUCAGCUCAGGAAGUCAGCUUCUUGAAACACUGCUUGCGUUAUUGAACCAGUGCGAAAAUGGCAAGUCCAAGAACCAGAAGGGUACUAAAGGAAGUGAGAACCCAAGAAGAAAAUAAUCUGUGCUUUGAGUGUGGUGGUUUUAACCCUCAGUGGGUGAGUGUGACUUAUGGGAUAUGGAUUUGUCUAGAGUGUUCUGGCAAACAUAGAGGCCUGGGAGUCCAUCUCAGCUUUGUGCGCUCUGUAACCAUGGACAAGUGGAAGGACAUCGAGCUGGAGAAGAUGAAAGCAGGGGGGAACGGGAAAUUCCGUCUGUUUCUGGAACUGCAGGAUGACUACGACCCUAAUUGGACUCUACAGGAAAAAUAUAAUAGUAAAGCUGCUGCUCUUUUCAGAGACAAGGUUGCAACUUUAGCAGAGGGGAAGGAGUGGUCCAUUGAGACUUCCUCUGCUAAAGACUGGACACCUUCUCAGCCGAGAACUGGACUCUCAUCUACUCAUCGCUCAGGGGGCCCAGUGAAGACAUCAUCCAACCCUUCAGACAAAGCAUUUGAGGACUGGCUUGGUGAUGAUGUUAACUCUUAUCAGAGUGGUGGGGGUUAUAGUGGGAAUCAGGAAAACCGCUAUGUUGGCUUUGGAAACACAGUGACCCCUCAGAAGAAGGAGGAGGACGUGUUUAACAAUGCUAUGUCCUCCAUUUACUCGGGAUGGAGCAGUUUUACUGUUGGUGCUAGCAAAUUUGCUUCAGUUGCCAAAGAUAAUACUGCCAAACUGGCAAGUCAAGCAACCCUGAAGGCCACAGAGUUAGGACAGACAUUAAAUGAGAAUGUUAUCAAACCUACCCAGGAAAAGGUGAAAGAUGGAAAAUUGUUAGAUGAAAUGACAGUCAGCAUCACCGGGUUGGCCAACAAGGUAGGGGUUCAGGGAGCUGGUGCAAAAUUGACAAACCUCUUUGCUGGCAAACCGGAGGAUGGUUCAGGAGGAGAGAGCUACCAGAACAUGGAUGCCACCGAGGGCUACCAGGGUAGCCAGAGCCAGCCUCCGGCCAAGGACUUCUGGGAAACAUUUGGCAGCAACAACUCCCUGAAGCAGGCAACCAAGAAGUCCCCGAGUAGCGACAGUUGGACCAUUGCUGACAACUCUGCCGAAAAGAAGAGCUCCGAUAGUUGGGACAACUGGGGCUCCGAGGCAGCGUCCAACAACAAACACAGCACAGGAGACAGCUGGGAGGCCUGGGACAACAACUGGGAGAAUACUGGGGAGACAAAAGGGAAAAAGAGCCCCUCGAAACCUGCGGAAGAGACCUGGGAUAAUGCAGACUGGUAGAGAUAUCUCUCUCUCUGACUCUCUCUCUGUCAUGCUUCACCUACCCACCAUUUCUCUUUAAACCCUCUACCUGUCUAUCCUCCCUCCUUUAGGCACUUUUACAGUUGCACAGCUCUGUCUAUGAGAACUGGAACCAGCAUGGGGCUCAAUAUUAGCAAAUGAUGUAGGCCCUAUUAUUCAUUCUUGAAUACGAAUGACUGGAUGUGGUAUAGAGCCCAACUAAGGUUAAUUCAUGAAUUUAAAAGGAGUGCAGUCUAUUUGAUUUCCGAGGAGGUACAGAUUGUUUUAAUAUAAUUUUUACCCCAAAUUGGUGCAGGUUUAUUCUUCUUAAUUAUGAAUGGUGAACUUAAACCAUUUGUUUAAGUACACUAGAAACAGUUAUUAUGUGAUAUUGUUAAGGACAAACCCUGCACUCAAUGCAUCAUGUCAAUUGACAAUAUCUUGGUGAAAAGCAUCUUUCUGUUUGCACAUAACCUUUGUGUGAAGGCCCCCAACAUUGUGCAAUGAUGCCGUGUAUUGCUGUAGUUUGUGGAUUCAUGGGUUGUUUCGUAUUUGAAAAAUAUCUUCCAUUGUCAGCCUUCUUUUCUAGUAACGUGGAGCUAUUAAUUUUAACGAGGAUGUUGAUACUGAAAAUCAGAGAUUGAGAGAAUGAUGGUAGUAAAAUUCCACCGCUUUUCUAUGGUUGUAAAUCAACUGUUAUGAUUAGAGGUUUAUUCAAUGUAAAACAAAGGCUGAGUGUGAUGUUCAGACUGAGAGGAUUAUUGCAUGUGGGCUAUAUUGUUAUACUGCCAAAACUGUGACCUCACAGUGACCUCACAGUGACCUCACAGUGACCUAUCGUGACCUCAGUUUAACUGUAGAUGGAUAUAGUCUAAUUGCAUCUGUCUAUUUACCACAAUCUUCUCUGUGAGCUGUUUUUCAAGUCUGUGUUGUGUUGGAUUUGAGUUGCUGUGGAUUGAUGAAACCUUUAUAAACUACCUUGUUUAUUAUAUUGUCAUAUGAAAUAAACACUUCCAAGGCCAUAGAGGUCAAGAAGACUCUACGAAAACACUUACAAGUACAAAAUUGUGAUGUCUCAAACAUCCAGACAAACUAAACAAAAACAAAUAUUAGAAACUGCUUGAAUUGAGGAUCUUCAACUUCUUAGUCAUGUUUGCAUUUGAAAGGAACAAGUUAGUUGAAAUGAAUCCCAAAUUCAGCUGUAACUGCUGACCUCUUGAACUAGUUUAAACAUCACCAUAUUGUGUCUCCUAUUUCCAUGUUAUCUGUGUCUUUGGUGUCCUGGAGUAUUGCUUCAAAUUCAUGAUUGAUUCUUUCUUGAGGGCACAACUUUUUGUGGCACCUAAAAAACCUAUUAGCUUUAUUUUGGUGGAACCACGACUUGGUGGUAUGGAGUGGCAUGCAACUGAAAGAAAACUGCUUUUUCUAUAUCAGCAGCAAAGACUUCUCUAGGAUUUGCAUGUUUCCACAACCAAGAUGAUAAAAAGACAAAAACAAUGUUAGUAAAUCAGAAUAACUGUGAUAUGUGUGCAAAGCUUGUUAUGUGCUUCCUGUGCAGUUAUGCUCCCCAUCCCUAUUUGAUGUAUCACAGGCCUUAAUGAGCUGUCCUCAUGCCUCUUGAUAACAGUUAGGCUGUUUGAGUGUGUGUUUGUUCUCCUUAAAUAUAUGGACAGCAUGUAUUAUCUUAUAUUAAAGUUAAAUAAAUCGCAGAUUCUUUUAUAUUUAUGAUACUUGACUAUACUAGACUUUUCUUGUACUGUAUUAUUUUGAUGAUACUUGGCAUUUUAAGUCAAGACAUCACAAACUUAGCAGUCCAUUGAUAUAUAUCAUUUGAAUAAGUCAUUGACCGAUUCUAAUCCUUAAAUGGUAAUUUUCUUCAGAAAUUAUAGUUCUAAUGAUUUCUAAUCAAUGUUGCAGAUCAACAAAGAUAGUUAGGUAUGCGGUCUUUUCACAGUGUUUUGUAAAAACAAGUUAUGGCCAUUAUUGAUACAAUUGUUACAUAAUAAGGAGGGUUGGUCGCAAAACGUCUAGAUAAGAUAUUUCUGUCAAGUCAAAGAAAUUAUAUUUUUUAAUAUUCUACAUGAAGCUGUUUCAUAAAAUUCAUUUUACAUGUACAUGUUAAUAGCAUAUUGGGCUUCAACUGGAUUUUUUCUUUAUUGAGUUUACCUCUGUACUGAGAUCAACAUUCCAUAUGGUGACUAUUGUAAAUGAAUCCUGUGAAUAUCAGUUAAGUCUAGCAGUACUGUCAAUGGUCUGACAUAUGCAAAAUGUUUGUGUUUCAGUGCACCACCUGUUGUCUUUCUGGCAUUACGGUAUUAAAGACCUGUACACAAAGUGUAGCAGUAGCUAAUGUGUAUACGAGUUAUUGUCGAUGUAUUUUACGCUUGGCCUUUUGGAGAGGACUGACAGCAGAGGUCGGUUAGGAGCCAGCCAUAUUCAUAUUCAAAACUGUUCUAAGGAAAUAGACCCUGCUAUUCUGUUCUUAUAGUUGUCCUGCCUCAUAACUAGAAAUACAAUAAAGAUAUUCUACAUAUUG